This is a messenger RNA of Maylandia zebra (zebra mbuna), 5190 nucleotides long. Lineage: Eukaryota; Metazoa; Chordata; Actinopteri; Cichliformes; Cichlidae. The record is from RefSeq and is a predicted model, not a curated record.
AGCCCGUGUACCUGCGGUUGUCCCGUCUCUCACCGGACUGCACUCGUCACUCCAGAUUUCUCCUCUGAUAGGAGGGCAUCAGCGCUCCCUCCCUCCCACACAGCCUCGCUUCGCUCUCUCCAUCGCUCGUGUUUACUACAGCCUGGGAGAGACGGUCGUAUAAAUUGCCUGGGAGUGCGCAUAUCGCAGCAUCCUCAGAGGGGAAUUGAAAAGGGGGAGGAGGUGUAGGAUCAAGAAAACAACCCAAACAAGGAAAAAUAUCUGCGUUUUCUAUCGUUUCAAAUUAACGCAGGAGAAAAACAGACCUCCACAGAGCCCUGCGAUUGGAAACCCGCGCUGGAUGUAGAGAAGGCUGAGCGCGGAUGCUCGAUACACGGACAGGAGGACAAGGGAGAAAAUCAGAAAGGACCAAUAAAUCCUAGAGAGGAAUAAUCUUUUGCAGUCAUCAGCGAUGGACUCCAGUUAUCGGCAUUGAGGUAGGAAUCGUCAAAUUGGCUUCUUCCAGUCGAGUUGUUAGGCAGUUUUCUUCAGUUAUUCUGAUGACCACAGUCACUCAUGGCCCUCAUGCAUGAACCUCGCGCCCCAUCGCCCUCUCUUUCCGGCUUCAACACACCCCUCUCCGAUCCUCCGUCUUUUCGCCGCCUCGAUGCCGAAACACCCUGCACGCCAGAAAUGGACUUGACCCCAACCCAGUGCGUUCUUCGCAACGUCCUCUCCAUAGACACCGGAGGUGCUGUGGAACCCGGGGGUGGAGGAAGAGAGGGGCACACUACUGGACACAACCAGACACCCUGCGAGGAACAACAGGAGCACUUUGCCAACAGUGUCCUGAAACUCCAUGAACACGAUGGCGGUCCUGGAAGGACGGAGGGAGAGGGACCGGAUAUGGACAGCAGUGCGGUCAGGAGCCAGGCGAAUGACGCCAGGUUACAGUGCCAGUCUACAGGAGGGGGAGGAGGGUUUUUGGAGGGGUUGUUUGGGUGUCUGCGGCCUGUCUGGACAAUGAUCGGCAAAGCCUACUCCACAGAGCACAAGCAUGACCUGGACGAGGAGUGGGAAGUCCCAUUCGAGGAGAUAUCGGACCUGCAGUGGGUGGGCAGCGGAGCCCAGGGCGCCGUCUUCCUCGGUAGAUUGCACGGCCAGGAAGUGGCUGUGAAGAAAGUGCGGAACAUCAAAGAGACAGACAUCAAGCACCUGCGGAAGCUCAAACAUCCCAACAUCAUCACCUUCAAAGGUAUCUGUACCCAGGCUCCUUGUUAUUGUAUCAUCAUGGAGUACUGCGCCCAGGGACAGCUGUACGAGGUGCUGAGAGCAGGGAGGAAGAUCACGCCAUCCCUGCUCAUGGACUGGGCCAUGGGCAUCGCUGGAGGCAUGAACUAUCUUCACCUCCACAAAAUCAUCCACAGAGACCUCAAAUCACCCAACAUACUGAUCACCUAUGACGAUGCAGUGAAGAUCUCUGACUUUGGCACAUCUAAGGAGCUCAAUGACAAGAGCACUAAGAUGUCCUUUGCUGGCACUGUAGCCUGGAUGGCCCCCGAGGUCAUACGUAAUGAACCGGUCUCGGAGAAGGUGGAUAUUUGGUCAUUUGGUGUUGUGCUGUGGGAGAUGUUGACAGGAGAGGUGCCGUACAAGGAUGUGGACUCCUCCGCUAUCAUCUGGGGAGUGGGCAACAACAGUCUGCAGCUGCCCGUGCCCGACAGCUGUCCAGAGAGCUUCAAACUGCUGCUGAGGCAAUGCUGGAACUGCAAGCCCAGAAAUAGACCUUCGUUUCGACAGAUUCUCCUGCAUCUGGACAUUGCCUCAGCGGAUAUAUUGUCAACCCCACAAGAAACUUACUUUAAGUCUCAGGCGGAGUGGAGAGAUGAGGUGAGACAUCAUUUUGAGAAGAUUAAGUCCGAGGGCACGUGUCUUCACCGGCUGGACGAGGAGCUGAUAAAACGGCGCAGGGAAGAACUGAGACAUGCACUGGACAUCCGAGAACACUACGAGAGGAAGCUGGAGAGAGCCAAUAACCUCUACAUGGAACUGAAUGCUAUCAUGCUGCAGCUGGAGAUCAAAGAGAAGGAGCUGCUUAAGAGGGAGCAGUCACUGGACAAGAAGUACCCAGGCUGCUUCAAGCACCACAGUACCAGACAGUCAGCCUCCUCCAAUUCCAUGGAGAAGCUCAUGAAGAAACGUAAUGUACCUCAGAAACUGCCCUCACACAGCAAGAGGCCAGACUUACUAAAGUCAGAGGUCAUCCUCCCUAAGCUGGACUCAUCCAUGACCCAGGUCACAAUCCCCAACAAGGGCUCUACCUCCCCCGGUCGCUCACGCCGAGGAAAACCUCGCUACAGAAAGGCUGGAAAAGGCAGCAGUGGCGACCUGGCUCAGCUGAAAGCCACUCUGUCCUCGUCUUUAGCAAUGAUCAAUGCAACCUCGUCUGUUCCCAGCAAGCACCGUCUAGACCCCAGCGCAGCCCUCAGGGGCUUACAGCAUGACCUUCUACUCAAAAAGAUGUCCUCCUCCAGCCCCGAUCUUAUUUCUACCACUCUGGAGGUCGAGGGCAGGAGGAAAGGCCAGGUGAGAUCAGGGCUGGACAGAGCGGGCAGUCAGAGCGCCUCAGCUGGGCUGGAAGAGAGCAGAAGGACUGAUGGGCCAGAGCGGGGCCCUGACGUGGGUGUAGGCGGGGAUGACUUGGCAGAAACGCCUCCACGCAGUGAUACACCGAGCGAAGACGCGGCAUCUAUUCCUUUUUCCAGUAGCCCUGACUCCCCUUGUGGCAGAGGAGCAGCGGCGGGCAGGGCGUCCGCACUCGGGAACACUCGUGUCACCCACGAAGGUGAGGAGAAGGAGGAAGGGACGGUGAUUACACGCUCGCCCAGAAGUCAACGGCUUACGCCUUCAGCACUGCUCUACAGGGCAGCAGUCACACGCAGUCAGAGACGUGGAGUGUCAUCAGAGGAAGAGGAAGGAGAAGUGGACAGUGAAGUGGAGUUGCCGAGGAGACGGCGGCCUGUGAGCAUCACCAAAUGCCAGUCCCUGUCGACCUUUAGCUCAGAGAACCUAUCGGUUUCGGACGGUGAGGAGGGCAACACUACUGACCACUCCCACAGCGGUACGCCCGACGUGGUCAGCACCAACACAGACGAGCGACUGGAUGACAAGAGCGACGACCUGCUGUCUCAGGGCUCGGAGAUUCCUGCUGACCCGUCUGACCCGACUCAGCUGGGCUCCGAUGGUCUGUCUGAAAAAGAAGCCAUUCUGCAACAAGUCAAGACGCAGCUCGCCUCAAAUGACCCCAAUUAUGAGGGCCUGUAUGAUGACUCCGACUGUGACAGUGCAGAACUGGACCAUUCGUGCACUGCAGACCCCAGUCAACCUCCAGCCAACUGGUGAAAACCGGGCACCUCUAACCCACUCCACCACCUGCAGACCUGGCCUCUCAAUACCUCCUUCACUCUUAGAAACUCUGAGUCAUUAUCAGGGACAUCGCAGAGAGGCAGGAAAUUGAGCAAUGUGUUCUUAACCACAUAUCCUGGUUAAGGAAACAAAAAAAAAAAAAAAGGAAAGUCGCAUUUCCUUUGGAGAUGAAUGCAGCACGGCGAUGUGACAGCACCUUUUGUUCUCUGAAAUCGCAUCAAAUGACACCUCAGCGACACAAGCUUCGAUCAAAGAGGCGACGUCUGCACCGUCUGUUGUCAUGUUGUUUUCAUGUCCUCCAUCAUAAUUCAUGUCCGUUUUUUAUUUUUGUCCUAAUGAAAAUGAUCAUGAAACUAUUUAAAUGUCACGAUCACUGGAGACGACCAGUGUCGCUCUUUUUACUUAUAAUUUAUGAAAUCUUCUGACUUGUCGUCUUUAAAAAAAAACAACAACUUAUGCACUGUUUAAUUUAUUAGAAAGAAAACAAUGUUUACAUCUUUUUGUGCCGUUUACAUUUUUAUUUAUAAAUUGUGUCAUAGAUUACGUUUCCAUUUUCUACUUCUGUUUUUAAUAUCGGUGUAAAUAUGGGAUGUAAAAUGAACAAAUUUUUAAAAUGUGAGAUUGUAUAAUUUAAGGUGCUGAUGUUUCUAAUUAGGUGGAACUAUUUUAUUUGAAGCUCUCGGUAGUAGAAUGUACUGUAGCUGCUGUUCAUGUCCGAGCAUCCAAACAGGAAAAGGAGGAACAAACAUGUGAACAAGGAAAAGCAAUAUGUCUGCUCUGGUCUCACAGCCGGGUUCUUUUAGGACAGAUGAGCUUUUUUAAAAAUACUUAUCGCACGUGUUUACUGUAUUUAAAAAUGCAAGGUCAUUUUAAAACAUAUUCCCCCGUUUAUAGCAUUGAGAAAAAGCAUGCGAGUGAAAUAGUAGGGACACCUUACUGAAGUCAAACUGUGUCUCGGCUCUAACAUGAGAACAUCUGCAGAAAUUUACACCCUCCAGUACCGAGUAACUGAAGGCACAAGAAACGCCAAUACAGAUCCUACAGCGUGGUAAUUUUAGAAGCCGAAAAUCAUUUAUGCAAAAACCCGUUUGUGUCCAGUAACUGAUUCAUCUCUGGCAGAAACAUUACAUCUCAACAUUUAUCUCUUUAAAUGUGAACAUUUUGGACCCAGACGUUGCCAUUUUCAUGCCUACUUAAUUUGGCCAAUUUUAUUUAUAGUCUACUCUCAACAUAAUCAUCGGCCUCGCCGGCUGAAAACGUCGCCAUCCAAUGGUUAUUUUUCACUCUUGUAAGGGCUGCGUCAUAAACUGUGACACCUAAAACCCUUGUUUGUGUUUGUUCUCCUUGGCAAAUGUCCUUAAUGUGCGCCUGAAUCUGACCGUACAACAGCACAUCACGUUAUUCCAUGAAUCCAUGACUGAUCAGGUCACACUCUAUAAGCUAAAAAUACAAAAAGGCAGCUUAUUUUGUUCAUCUUUGAAAAGAAAGAAAGAGACAGGUUAUCUUUUGCAGUUUAUAUUUGUAGAAAGAUUUUACAGAUUGUGGCCCCCAAGGUUUGAAGCUAGAAAUCCUCCUGCAGGAUUAAAAUGUUGCCAAAAAGCAAGACUACUGCCCUCUAUUGUCCAAUCGUGGAGGUACUCAUGUUUCCCAUGAUGCUCACUGAAAGCAACCCUGUUAAAUGUUGGCAUUUUAUACUGCAUUAUCGUAACUAUAUUUAAAAAAAAGAAAAAAAAUGAAAUGCCGUUAAAAAUAAAUUCAAACUUGUAAACCAAACGUGUGGUUUCA